CUACAUUUCUCCACACAAACCCGGGAGCCAGAGAGUGAGAAGACUACACUUCCCAUAAGACAUUACGGGGCGAAAGGGAAGUGAGACGCGAUUGGCCAUCCCUCCACCCUUCACCGCCCCCUGCUCUCUGUGUGACAAGGACCGUCGAAGCCGUUGGACCUUCUGAUCCUGGCCGGUGAGGUCAUAUCUCAGAUGGUUCUUUAUUCAAAAGGGGCGGGCUUUGGCUUCUGGUUGGGCGGCGAGCCAGUCGGCAGGAGCCGCUAUUGGGUACGAGCCAGGCGCCCGGGAUUCCUAUAGGCUACCUGGCAGAAGGGAGGUGUGCCGAGGCUGAAGACGUGGCUCGGGGAUUUCCGGAAGGAAGGGCGGCGAUUCCCUUCGGCUCCCGCGGGUCUUUCCUGGGCAGGGAUUCACAUAAGAAGAUCAGAUGUUUAGACUCACAGAAAAGGAUUUGAUAUUAUCCAGAAGAGAGAGACUUUGAAUAUUCUUGAGUGGAUUUGAUCUUCCCAAUUUGAUAGAUGCUGGAUAGUGCUAUGCUUUGGAAGAAAAGCAGGUCACAAAAGAAAGCAACUUUUCUAGUAACCAAGAAUGUAAAGCUGAAUAAAGAAGUGUUUGCAAUGUUUAACAUAUUUUGUUCUCAUGCUUUCUGGAAUUUGAAUGCACAUUGGGUUGUGUGGUCCCAUAGUAUACUAUGGAUGAGAGCUACUUUUCAUUAAUUAGUGCCACCAUUGGCGUUUCAAACGCAUAGGACAGAGAAGGGAUGAUUUCUGGGUGCUUUCACACAGUCACUACUAGAAAUUGGACAAUGAAAGCAAUGGGAUUUGUUGGCUUUUGGAUGUUCAUGUCACUACUUUGCUGCCAGAUGACUGCCCCAGCAGAACACGAGGAUAUAGUAAAACAUGCAAUAAAGCUGCAUCGUGGGAAAGGAGCUGCAAUAACUCAAAGGAAACAGUGGCUUGUGGAAAAUUGCAGAAAGCUGUCUGGACUAUUGCGUCAAAAGAAUGUGGUUCUCAACAAAUUAAAAAGUGCAAUAAGAGCAGUGGAAAAGGACCUGGGGCUAUCAGUCGAAGAAAGGACAUUUCAGGUUCACACGUUUGAAAUUUUCCAAAAAGAGCUCAAUGAAAGUGAAAACUCUGUAUUUCAAGCUAUCCAUGGACUCCAGCGGGCCCUACAAGGGGAUUACAAAGAUGUUGUGAACAUGAAGGAGAGCAGCCGGCAGCGGCUGGAAGCCUUGAGAGAAGCAGCAAUAAAGGAAGAAACGGAAUAUGUUGAACUUCUAGCAGCAGAGAAGCACCAAGCUGAAGCCCUGAAAAACAUGCAGCAUCAAAAUAAGAGUCUAUCUAUCCUUGAUGAGAUUCUUGAAGAUGUACGGAAAGCAGCUGAUCGACUAGAAGAAGAAAUAGGAGAGCAUGCCUUUGAUGACAACAAAUCGGUGAGAGGAGUCAAUUUUGAAGCCGUUUUGAGAGUAGAAGAGGAUGAAGCAGAUACAAAAAGGAAUGUUUCAAAAAGGAAAGUGGAGGAUGAUUUGGGCUUAAGCAUGCUUAUUGAUUCGCAAAACAAUCAGUACAUACUUACUAAGCCUAGAGACUCAACCAUUCCACGUGCUGACCAUCAUUUUAUAAAGGAUAUUGUGACCAUAGGAAUGCUAUCUUUGCCUUGUGGCUGGCUAUGUACAACAAUAGGAUUACCAACUAUGUUUGGAUAUAUUAUUUGUGGAGUGCUUUUGGGACCCUCAGGAUUAAACAGUAUCAAGUCAAUUGUCCAGGUAGAGACAUUGGGAGAAUUUGGCGUAUUCUUCACAUUGUUCUUGGUGGGUUUGGAAUUUUCUCCUGAACGGCUAAGAAAGGUGUGGAAGAUAUCACUGCAAGGCCCCUGUUACAUGACACUUCUGAUGAUUGCCUUUGGCUUACUAUGGGGGCACUUUCUACAAAUUAGAGCCACACAGAGUGUGUUCAUUGCUACUUGUUUAUCAUUGUCAAGCACACCAUUGGUAUCCAGAUUCCUUGCAGGGAGCUCUCGGGGAGAUAAAGAAGCAGGAGACAUAGAUUACAGCAGUGUUCUGCUAGCAAUGUUGGUGAUGCAGGAUGUUCAGCUUGGCUUGUUUAUAGCAGUCAUGCCAACUCUUAUUCAAGCAGGAGUUGGCACACAUGCCAGCAUUAUCAAGGAAAUACUGAGAAUAUUGUUGCUGAUUGGACAAAUUCUGUUUUCUUUGGCUGCUGUUCUGCUCAUAUGUCUUGUUUUAAAGACUUACCUAAUAGGACCUUACUACCGCAAGUUACAUGUGGAAAGCAAAGGAAAUAAAGAAAUUCUAGUUCUAGGGAUAUCUGCUUUUAUGUUUUUCAUGCUAAUGGCAAAACUGACAUUUAUGGCAAACAGGAAGAAGAAAAGGAGCCAGGUGCACAAGAUCACUGAAUUAUUGGAUGUUUCAAUGGAAUUGGGGUGUUUCUUAGCAGGAGCACUCAUUUCUUCUCAGGGCCCUGUGAUUACUGAAGAAAUUAUGUCUUGUAUUGAACCGAUACGUGACUUCCUUGCCAUCAUAUUCUUCGCAUCUAUAGGCCUUCAUGUUUUCCCUACAUUCGUUAUAUAUGAAAUCACAGUCUUGCUGUUCCUUACGUUUUCAGUGGUAAUAAUGAAGUUUUUCCUGGCAGUACUUGUCCUUUCCAUGAUUCUUCCAAAGAGCAGCCAAUAUAUCAAAUGGAUUGUAUCAGCAGGAUUGGCUCAAGUCAGCGAGUUUUCUUUUGUUCUGGGAAGCAGAGCACGCAGAGCGGGUAUAAUUUCUCGAGAGGUGUACCUCCUUAUCCUGAGCGUGACGACUCUAAGCCUGUUACUUGCACCAGCCCUCUGGAGAGCUGCGCUUAUGAAAUGUGUACCAAGAACUGAAAAAAGAUUAAUUUCUUGAAGAUAUUUAGUACAAAUCUGACCAUGAAACAAACAGCUUUAUAUUCAUUUCGUUUCUUUGGCAGCAAAUGAAAAAUACGGUUAUGUUCUUCGGCUUAGCCGUCUUAACGUUUAUUUCAGUUCAUGAAAGUUUUUUUUUCACAAGCAAUGCACAUUCUAAUUUUUAGAGGAUGGAAGGAUAAAAUUUGUGUUAAACUGAUUUUGUAAAACCUGCUUUAUAGAAAAUGUCUAAAAAUUCAGUAAUUGACUAAUGUGCCUUUUAAAUUAUUAUUUUCGGCCAUAGCAGAAGACUUUAUUAACAUAUAUGGUGCCCAUGGUACUGUUUAAAAAAUUAUAUAUUAAGUUGGUACAUCCAAGUUUAACAUCAGCAUAGAAACAUUUUAGUGCUGUGUAAACUUGAGUUUUCCAUUCCAAUAUAAAAUUGGAAACUGUUUUGGCUACGUCUGAAAAUAAUUUUUUCUAAGUGGUAUUUGCUCUACUUGAUACAUCUCAAAUAACUGUAAUUAUUUGUAACUUAAAUGUCUCUUUAUUUGUGAUUUGACAAAUAAGUUUAUUGUGAUCAAAAUGAUUUUUCAGUAUAAAUAUCAAAAAUUACUUGUUUGGAUCAUGUUAAUUGUUCAAAACCAAAAUACCUUAGAAUUAAAAUAUUUUUGGAGGAUUGA
Molecule: messenger RNA, 3557 nt
Organism: Anolis carolinensis (green anole)
Lineage: Eukaryota; Metazoa; Chordata; Lepidosauria; Squamata; Anolidae
Gene: slc9d1
Product: transmembrane and coiled-coil domains 3
Exons: 14
Coding region: 758-2896 (712 amino acids)
Biological process (GO): potassium ion transmembrane transport; proton transmembrane transport
Cellular component (GO): membrane
Molecular function (GO): potassium:proton antiporter activity
Source: RefSeq, a predicted model, not a curated record